This is a messenger RNA of Effrenium voratum, 1445 nucleotides long. NCBI's taxonomy places the organism in Eukaryota, Dinophyceae, Suessiales, Symbiodiniaceae. The record is from the annotation of a GenBank genome assembly.
AUGCGAGCUACCCUCGACGCGCUCCGCGCGGCGCUUCACACGUCGCUCGCGGGGAAAUCGCUUGAGUCAGCGCUUGCCGCAGCGGCCGCGGGCUUUGAGGCUGACGACUGCCGGACGGCUUGCGCACCUCUCAAGGUAGCCGAGGGCUCACGCGGCGUCGCACUUCUCAAGUCCAAACUGGACUCCAGAGAUGUUCAACGCCAUCCGAUGCUGAACCGCUUCAAUGCCAAAUGUCUCAUUUUAGCGCUGCUGCUGCAAACCGGAAGGGCCACGGACCACUGUGCGGAUGAGGUGUCCUGGCUUCAAAGCAGCCGGCCGAGUCCCAGGCCAGCGACCAUCGCCGAAGGCUUUUCUGCCUGGUUGUCAAGGCAUGGCUUGUCAGGAGCCGCCAGGAUGCUUCACACUGCCGAGCCGACGCGGCCGCGCGGUGUCAGCUUCACUGAGCUGGUGGCGGGGCGCGACCGCAUGGACCUCACGGUGGCCGGUUUAGCCUUUGCCGGGGUCCUCACCGCCUUCUUCUGCGUGACUCUCUGCUUGGUGCGGGCUGCCUGGGUAGAGGACAAGCCGAAAGCAGAGGUGCCAGUGAAGGAGGUGCCCUUUGUGCAGCCUGCCGAGAGCAUCCGCUCGGAGGCCAUGCCCGCCAUCUGCCCGAAGUUCCUGGGUGCCAGCAUGGAUCAGCCCUUCCUGGUUUCUCUGAAGCCGCUGCAGGACAAGGGCGACUGGACACUGCAGAUCCGCUCCCAGCACUCCCAGCGAGUGCGGAUGACGGCGGCGUUGCGGCGCGCCGGGCACCUGGCGAACCUCCGCCGCAGCUUCGUGGAGGUACGCAGCGAGAACGACCAGCUCCUCGGGAGGAUCACCUCACGGCUCGAGAUCUUGAUGCCGGACGGGCGCACCUUCGGCUGCCUGGUGCCUUUCGGCGGCGCGCACCUGCUUCAGGAGGAAAGCGGCCGGGAAGCUCGAUGGUCCGUUGCUGAGGAGCAAGGCACCAUCUCGACGGUUUGGCUGCCCAAGAUGGGGUCCAGCCAGAGGAACUUGGCAGAGCUCAGGGACGGCCUGCACAAACUCGGGGGGCGGUCCAGCCACAACCAGAAGGGCGCUCUUCUGGCCACCCUGGCCCGGCCCGAAGGGUCCAAUGGACAUAGGCUGGAGUUGAUGAGCAUGAACGGAGUGGACUCGGUCCUGGUGCUGCUUUGCGCAUUAGGACUGGUGGCCUUCGAGAAUGCCUUGGACUUGGUGGACUCCGCGGAGUUCGCCAAGGAGAAGACAGGUCUCGAGAUUGGGAUCCCAAGUGGACACCUGGCUGGGCCAUUCCCUCAGCCAUGCGAUCCUCCAGCCCGUGGGCGGCUAGCGGCGCUUUCGUGGACGGACAAGCGUUGAGAGCGCACGCUGAGUCUUUGGCGGCCCAGCCUGGAAUGGGGGGGUGGCUCAGAUGUUCGUGGAGU